AUGUCGAAUUCCAGGAAAGAGUUUGACGUUAAGCAGAUUCUUCGUAUCCGAUGGCGAUGGUUUGGUCACCCUACUUCCCCGCCGCCUAGCAACCAGGCAACCGGAGACUUCUUCAGCGGCCGGGGAACUGGGAGCUCCUCAUCCGCUGAACAGCCCUCUGUGGCAGGCUGCGCUAGUGGCUCCAACGCCGCUCUCGGAGCCAGCACAAGUAACAGCACGGCUUCGGCCAACGCUAACAACAACCGAAAGUUUGGGGACUCCGACACCCAUAACCGACCUGUGCUUGCAGGCGGCUCCGUUUGCCCUCGUUCGAUAAGCCAACAGGAGUGUCGUAACCCCCCUCCGUUAUCUUGGGUCUCCCCGCCACACUCACGCUCGGUGCUGGAGGUGAUGAACGUAAACCAGGACGCUGGUGCCAGUAGCACGUCCCACCCCUCCGUAUUACCGGACAGCACCGGUACAGGGGACACUGCUGUAGGCGUGGAGGAUAAUAACAAUAACGUGGACUCGGAGUCAAGCUCUUGCAGGACAUCGAAUAGCAGUCAGACAUUGUCCUCAUGUGGGUCCAUGGAGCCUUGUAACCCCGAUGAGCUGUUCCAGGCAUUAAGUCACGCUGAACACACCUUCAGACGCAUGGAGAGCUAUCUGAGGAACAGAAAACUGUGUGAUGUGGUGCUCCUCGCAGGUGACAGGAGAAUACCUGCGCACAGGUUGGUUCUCUCCUCUGUUUCGGACUAUUUUGCUGCCAUGUUCACCAGUGAUGUGCGGGAGGCAAAGCAGGAGGAGGUUAAAAUGGAAGGUGUGGACCCAGAUGCAUUGUGGGUCUUGGUGCAGUAUGCGUAUACAGGGCGUUUGGAGUUGAGAGAAGACACUAUCGAGUGUGUGUUGUCAGCUGCGUGUCUGCUGCAGCUGUCUGCAGUCGUGCAGGCGUGCUGUUCUUUCCUCAUGAAGCAGCUCCACCCCUCAAACUGCCUGGGUAUCCGCUCGUUCGCAGACGCACAGGGCUGCCAGGACCUGCACAAAGUUGCACACAACUACACUAUGGAGCACUUUAUGGAGGUGAUGGUGAAUCAGGAGUUUCUGAUGCUUUCGGCCAGUGAGAUUGAGAAGCUGCUGAUCUCUGAUGACAUGAACGUUCCGGACGAGGAAACCGUGGUAACGGCCCUGCUCAGCUGGGUCCGGCACGACACGCCCAACCGCCAAUCACAGCUACCCGCCCUCCUCGCGCAUGUCCGCCUCCCCCUGCUCAAACCGCAGUUCUUGGCGGAUAUGGAGUCAAACUCUCUCCUUAGGGACAGUGUUGAGUGCCAGCGCUUGGUAAUGGAGGCUAUGAAGUACCACCUGUUACCAGAGCGACGACCCCUCCUGCAGAGCCCACGCACCCGGCCCCGAAAAGCUACGGUCGGUGCUCUGUUUGCCGUCGGAGGCAUGGAUGCCACCAAAGGCGCCACCAGUAUCGAGCAGUACUGUUUGCGGAAGGACUCGUGGAGACAGGUGGCGGUGAUGAGCGGAAGGCGGUUGCAGUUUGGCGUGGCCGUGCUGGACGACCGCCUGUACGUGGUUGGGGGGAGGGACGGCCUAAAGACCCUGAACACGGUCGAGUGUUACAAUCCCCGCAGUAAGAGCUGGAGUGUCAUGCCUCCCAUGUCCACACACAGACAUGGCCUGGGUGUGGCAGUAUUAGAAGGUCCUAUGUAUGCAGUUGGUGGUCACGAUGGUUGGAGUUACUUGAGUACGGUAGAACGCUGGGACCCUCAGGCACGACAGUGGAGUUUUGUUGCUUCCAUGGCAACGCCCCGAAGCACGGUGGGAGUUGCUGUCCUAAACGGCAAGUUGUAUGCAGUGGGUGGCAGGGAUGGAAGCUCUUGUCUAAAAUCGGUUGAGUGUUUCGACCCACACACCAACAAGUGGAGCGGCUGCUCCCCCAUGGCCAAGCGUAGGGGCGGGGUCGGAGUAGCCACCUGGAACGGCUUCCUGUACGCUAUUGGAGGUCACGACGCCCCUGCCUCCAGCCUGGCCUCACGCCUGUCUGACUGCAUGGAGAGGUAUGACCCGAAGACGGACACGUGGACAGCUGUAGCUCCCAUGAGCCUCAGCAGGGAUGCGGUGGGCGUGUGUCUACUGGGGGACCGCCUUUACGCCGUGGGAGGGUACGAUGGACAGACCUACCUCAACACUGUCGAAGCCUACGACCCUCAAACUAAUGAGUGGACUCAGGUGGCGCCUCUGUGCUUGGGCCGAGCUGGAACCUGUGUGGUUGCCGUGAAACUGUAAAGGCCGGCAACGGUCUCCAUGGUGAUCUUCCCAGAGAGAUGCCUGGGCAGCGUCUACCCAACAAUUACCAACAUUUAGACGGAAUUGCUCGCAUGCA
Molecule: messenger RNA, 2371 nt
Organism: Chanos chanos (milkfish)
Lineage: Eukaryota; Metazoa; Chordata; Actinopteri; Gonorynchiformes; Chanidae
Gene: klhl5
Product: kelch-like family member 5
Exons: 11
Coding region: 1-2274 (757 amino acids)
Molecular function (GO): protein binding
Source: RefSeq, a predicted model, not a curated record